AUGGGGGACAACAGUCCACGUUGGCUUCGAUCUACACUGAUUCCAGCUUUAUUAAAUGCACCUGAAAUAGAACAUUUAUCAGCUGAGUUAAAAUUUGCACGUGAACAAUUAUUACAGGGGAUACGGUCAGCUGGUUUAUCACAUUUAUUGAAUCAUACAGAAGAGAAAACCUCUACCACAAAGACGACUACAAAAGCAACAACAACAACGAAGAGGAAGAAGAAACGACCAACGUGUACUACAUAA
Schistosoma bovis is the source of this 246-nucleotide messenger RNA. Lineage: Eukaryota; Metazoa; Platyhelminthes; Trematoda; Strigeidida; Schistosomatidae. The record is from the annotation of a GenBank genome assembly.